Molecule: messenger RNA, 2455 nt
Organism: Vidua macroura (Pin-tailed whydah)
Lineage: Eukaryota; Metazoa; Chordata; Aves; Passeriformes; Viduidae
Exons: 10
Coding region: 1043-2455 (470 amino acids)
Cellular component (GO): cytoplasm
Source: RefSeq, a predicted model, not a curated record
GCUUCUGUCAGAGACCAAGUGUUGCCAGCACUUGCUCCAGGUGCUCCUGCCAGCAGCCCCUGCAGGCAGGAGCGCAGCCCCCAAUGCACGUGGGGUGCAUUGCAUUUGGCUCCCUGUGGCACAGAAGCCCCCCAGGGGCACCGGUCUCUGGGGCAGGAGACGGGCACCAGCGCUGCCAGGGCUCGGGGGGUGGCAGGGCUGCUUGGGCGGGGACUCUGCCACACCUGCUGAUGUCAGCGCUCCCCGGGCCCCAGGGCUCAGAGCAGCGUUCGUGCCCUGGCCCACACGUUCCUUGUCCCUGUCACAGCCGCGGGUUUAGGACGGCCACCAGCCGGGACGUGUCCCAAGGAGGCCGUGGCAGCUUCCGUGGAAGGCCCCGUGCCCUUCCCAGCGCGGCUGCGUCGGCAGCCCUGGGGGCUCCUUGUGCUGCCCUGAGCCCGCAGAGCAGGGCAGGCUUUGCUGAUGCUCUGAGCCGUUCCUAAAGAUUCUGCAGGGCUGUCUCAGACACUUGGGGCCAGGGAUUCCUUCCAACCUGGGCCACAUUGGGUGGGCUGGGGGCGGCCCCAGGGCCGGUGACAGUGUGUGCAAGGGCCCAUUGUGACACGCUGCAGUAUGGUCACCGUGGCAUAGAACGGGACAGGGUGUCCUUUGUGACACGUAGUGACACAGGAGCUGGCAGUGACCAGACCACAGCACAGUGCUCUGUGCAUACAGCUGUACAGCACGCAACAGAGCGGUGCCGUGAGGAGCCCCCGCGCAGCGCACUUGUUCAUUGCUGACCUGGAGUUUUCCUUGACCUUACUGUUGUUGCAGGUGACCUCGAGGCCAGACCACAGGACUUGGUGACCUGUGGCCUUCUCGGGACUUGUCUUCUGCAGGUCCCCUCGAGGGCAGACCGUGGGACUGGGUGACUCGCAGCUUCUCCGAGGCAUCUCCCAUCCUUGCGGCCGGUGCCCCUGAGGCCAGACUGUUGUACUUGUCAACUCAGAGCUCUUCCAAGGCCUGUCUCUUGCAGGUGCUCUCGCCACUAGAUUUUGGGAGAAUGGCAGAGAAACGCCAAGGCCUGUUCAGGGGAAAGAAGAACAAAGGCUCUUCAGCUGCCCCAGCAAAGCAGCGUGAUGUGACACCACGGUCCCAGCCACUGCAGGAGGAUGCAGGGAAGAAGCAGGACCCCGCUCAUGGUGGCUUCAGCAAAACACUGAAGAAUUUAAUUAUGUGUAGAAAGACUACAGAUACAGAGGCUGCAGACAAAUUUGACGACAGGCGAACUGAUGUUAGCACAGCAUCAAUUGAAUGUGCAGAAAUGAGUAAUUACGUAGUGAAGGCUGACCAGGUGCCAGAAAUGGUGAGGAUUAUGCACCAGAGACUUGAGUCCCCUGCGACUGCUGAUGUCAGGCUAUUCAUGAACAUUCUGAGGAUGGCAGAAGAACACCCUGCUGGUGUGGUGCUGACCCUCCUGCGCUGUGCCCCAACGUGUGACAGAGCUGCUACAGUGAUGUGGAGAACCAUAGGCUCGUCGAGUCCCACAGUGAAGAAGGUGCUGCCAACGCUGCUCUGUGUGAUGGAGGACUGGCCUCUGCACAGCAUGUUCACCUCUGAUGGGGAUGACACAGAUGUUUUUGCCCUGGCUGCAACUCUGGUGAUCUGGGUGAUUGUCCAGGUGCCCAAGUGCCAUGAGGCAAUGCACAGAUAUGCCCCCGAGCUGCUCAUGGCUCUGGUAGUUCAAAUUUGCGACAGCACAGCGCAUACUUCUGAGGAGGUUGACACCUUUUGGAAGCAAUGCCAGGAAGAACACCACCUUAGCACAAACCCCAGCAGGUUUGCAGUGCAGACUAUGAAGGCUCUGCUCUGCCGACUGCGUUGUGACAAUGUGGUCAUGGAAAUGGCACGCAAGCAUGGCUGGGACACUCUGCUGUGUGCUGACACCCAGUACUACGCUGUGGGUCUGCUGGCCAGGGAGAUGUGUCGUGACUCCAUGCCCUUGUGUUCUCACAUUGCACUCCACCUGCUUGGGCUGCUCAGCACAGAAGGGCAUCGCUGCGAGCUGCCCUUCCUGGCGUUCCUGGUGGAGGUCAUGCAUUGUCUGGACAUGGGUAAAUGUGGUGGUAGCAUACUGGAGAUGAUAUCAAGGUACCUGCAGAGCGAGUGCAGGGAGCGGCGUCGCCUGGCGCUCAGAGGCCUCGUGGUGCCCAGCAACGAUCCCUUGAUGGCCAGAAGAAUAGGCAUCCUGUCUCAACAGCUUGUGGAUGUUCUGGGUGAUGCAGAUGGAGAGGUGGUCAGCAUGUCCCUCUCUGUCUUCACGAAUGUUCUGCAGUACAAGGAUAUCUUGAUAUCCAGCACUACUGCCCCGAAGCUAGCUGAGGCACUCCUACCACUCUUUGACCAUGUAAGGCUCUGUGGCCCCAGCCAUGGGACUGGCUGCUGCCCAGGAAUUUUGUGCCCUGUGGAUUUUUAG